This is a messenger RNA of Syngnathoides biaculeatus (alligator pipefish), 1535 nucleotides long. It is a transcript of the gene slc7a6os, whose product is annotated as solute carrier family 7 member 6 opposite strand. Gene Ontology annotation, biological process: developmental process. Bases 141 to 1178 code for a protein of 345 amino acids. The record is from RefSeq and is a predicted model, not a curated record. Lineage: Eukaryota; Metazoa; Chordata; Actinopteri; Syngnathiformes; Syngnathidae. The transcript has 5 exons.
UUUAAAGCCGAACCCUUUUCCUGGACGGCGUAAGGUCGCGCGCGAGCUCCCGCGACUGGGAGGAGCGUCUGUGUUAUUUGAUAACCACGUGACGUCGCGUACUCUGACUAGACGCACAACGCAGACCGAGGCAGGCAAACAUGGAGCCCAACGCUACCAUUCUGCGCGUCAAAAGAAAGCGGGGCACCGACCCCGCGGACGCCCUGCUCCUUGCCUGUAAGCGCAUCCGACCGGAGACGAGCCAGCCACCGGGCGAGACGACAGCGGAGCCCGGGGAGGUGGACGUGGAGAAGUCUGUGUUCAAGCUCGUGGCCACGGUAGCGACACAGGACUCUCCGGUGCAGACGGAGGUCCGCCAGGCGCUGGCACGGCCCCGCGUGGCCCACGCUCUGCGGCCCUCCUCCAACAGCUUCCAGCGCAUAUUCGGCGACCUGCGCAGCGCCAAGUUGGGCGUCCGGCGUGAGGAGCGCUACCGAAUCCUCUCCAGUCACCGUGGCGCCGCUGGUGUUGCGCCCCCAGCCCGCACGCAGAGGUGCCAGGGGGGUGAUGAAGACGAUGCGGCAACUGUGGAAGAGGAGGAGGAAGACUCGCGGAAACAGGACAAGUGUUUGGGUCUUGGGGAAGUCCAGGUGGUUGAUCUUCUGCAUGAAGAUCUACCAGAGCAGGACAAAUCUCUCGGCAAGAUGCAGUCGUCAGACACUGAUGUGAUUUUGUGCAACAACACCAAGAUGUUGCGAGAGCGCCUCUGCAUCAAUGACCAGCAGCAGCAACGCUGGCCACAUGACAAUGACGAAGACUAUGUGUACGACCUUUACUACCAGGAAACUGCCACGGCUGGAUGGAUCCAUGACAUCCUGUCCGUUAGCGCCUACGCAGAUCACCCACAACUGGUUCCUGAGGUGGAGGCUAACGAGGAGGUGUACGACGACGAGGAUGAUGAGAAUGAGGAAGACAACUGGAGGAAUGACUAUCCCGAAGAAGAGAGUGGCGACAGUGAAGACUGCGACAGAGAGGAACGCUACACACACGCCUGGGACGAGGACGAGAACGAAGACGCCUCUUACUGCCGCAGGAGCUGGCAUCGCUACCAGAGAGAUCAGCUGCAACAGCUCGGUCACCGUCAAGACUAUCAGCAGGGCCUCGAUGACGACGACACGGACAAAUACGACUCAGACUGACUCCCCAACUGCCAUCUUUACCCAGUUGACCUUUCUUCUAAUUUUUUAAAAGUACACGUGUGUAUGUUUUGGUAUGCUUUGUGCUGUUGGUGUGUGCAGUGUGUUCAGUUGCAUAUGUAUUCUAGAGUGUUUUGUAUACUGUGAAGUAUGCAGUUGUGUUGCAAGACUGACAGUUUGGGGUGGUUGGGAAUUUUGGCACCCCUGUGAAGUAUGCAGUUGUGUUGCAAGACUGACAGUUUGGGGUGGUUGGGAAUUUUGGCACCCCUUUUAAGUUGUGUUACGAUGGAAAGAAUCCUAGGUGGAUAUUUUUGUAAAUAUGUGUAUAACAGAUUUAAAAAUAAAUGUUUAAAGCACUCA